Zophobas morio is the source of this 741-nucleotide messenger RNA. RefSeq lists its product as uncharacterized. The transcript has 3 exons. NCBI's taxonomy places the organism in Eukaryota, Metazoa, Arthropoda, Insecta, Coleoptera, Tenebrionidae. The record is from RefSeq and is a predicted model, not a curated record. Bases 84 to 731 code for a protein of 215 amino acids.
UCAAAAUCCCUGUACUUGUCAAAUUAGUUUAAAAUUUUAAGGUGUAAUGAACUGUAAGAAAAAUUUUAAUCUACUAUCCCCAGAUGUCGACGUGGUUACGGACGAAGAGAAGUGGGAGUCAGCAGUUGUCUCUCACAGACAUGCUCAUGUUUCCAAGAAAGUGGACGAUGUUUAAGAGAGAAUUUAGGAAAAGAUAUAGUACCAAGGACGAGGACACAUUACGAAAACAGAUUUACUUUCCACGGUACACAAUAAUUAAAGAGAGUCUUAAAAAAUACAAAGAAAAAGCAACACACUUUCGAAUUAAGGCUACUCAGUUCAGCGAUCUAACCGAAGACGAAAUAGAAACUCAUUAUAGACGGCAUCCAACUGACAAAAUUGAGAUCGUAGCGGGAAAAACUGCCGAAGAACAGUGGCAACUGUUCAAAAAACGAAUGAACAAGAAAUUUAAUUCACCAAGUGGAGAAGACAUUCCCAAGUUAUUUUUCUUUUUAAAAAUAAAGGAGCUUGCUGGAAGAAUAAAUGAACUUCAAAAAAUUGGCCUUACUAUUGAUACAAAGGAUAUAGAUCGUUAUUGUGACUUCCGUGACAAAAAUGCCGCUAAAACGUUGGUUGAAGAAAUUGAGAUUGCACAAAGCAGGAAAUACUCAGAUCGGUCAAGAAGAAAAAGCAGUCAAGAGGUUUCAAGCCCAGUGUAUUCUGAUGAUAAGAAGAGUGGCAGCUCAGCAUAAGAAAAAGUAG